Molecule: messenger RNA, 12816 nt
Organism: Dermacentor silvarum
Lineage: Eukaryota; Metazoa; Arthropoda; Arachnida; Ixodida; Ixodidae
Gene: hth
Product: homeobox protein Meis1
Exons: 15
Coding region: 2735-4516 (593 amino acids)
Biological process (GO): brain development; positive regulation of transcription by RNA polymerase II; animal organ morphogenesis
Molecular function (GO): RNA polymerase II cis-regulatory region sequence-specific DNA binding; DNA-binding transcription activator activity, RNA polymerase II-specific
Source: RefSeq, a predicted model, not a curated record
AAGGAGAGGGGCCGCUCUCCCCGCUCGCCGCUGCCGAAAAAAAAAAAAAAAAAAAAACGCCCGAGAGAGUGGCAGGGCCGGAGCUGCUCCCUCGUCGACCACGCAGCUUUUUCAGUAGUCGGCGCGGUGUCGGUCCGCCGAUCCUGCGACUCUCCGCGUGUCCCACACUUCAAGCGUUCGCUCGACGCCGCAAAACAAAAAACCGCUCGCUAUAGUGUUACUGUGUGAGGCGCACCGCGCGCCUCCCCCCGGGAAAUCGGCGAAAACUGAAGCGAGAGCUGCGGGAUUCCGAGACCCUGCCGAACUUAGUACUUCGAUAACCGCCGCCGCCGCCUACUGCCUGUUGUGUGAUCUCGUUCGCGUGUUGUGAGGUGCGGCGCGCGGGCGCGCGUGUGAGGUUGGUUGGACGGUGGGGACCGCCUCUCUCGGAUUCGACGUCGUGUGUGUGUGUGCCUGCCUGCCUGCAUCGCUGGAUUGUCUCAUCGCCACCACGCCGCCCAGCGCAGGAUCUUGGAUCGACGACGCUCUUCGGUCGCUACUUCCGUCACGUGGUGCUUCCGUCGUGGAUUCACUACUGCGCGGACGGAACCGGCUGUCAUCUGGGUGUCUACGAGGCCGAUGCGAUAGGAGGAGGCAACCGGUGAAAACGAACGCCUCGGCCCCGAAAUAAUAAGGCUGGCACGGAGUUUUUUUGCAAGUCGUUCACGCGACCGUCGUCUUCCGUGCUCCCGCAUCGCUGGUGCGUGUCACGUCGUCGUCGUCGACGGGUGAUUGGCGGCCGGCCUCCUCGACUCGUCGCUGUUUCGUCGAAGUGCGAUUGUGAAGUGCUGUGCGGUUCAUAAUUUGUCUUUUUUUUUUUAUCGCGUGUUUCAGGGAGGGCGUGUUUACUAUCGCUCGAGGGUCUCUGUUGAAUAAUUGGUUUGGUUUCUUUUCUUAAUACUCGUUUUUCUUUUCACGCCUCAGGGGCAGUAAUUUUGGUUUUGUCACGGUGGGUUCACGUUGUGGUGGUCGAUUCAAACUGGUGGCCUCUUGGAACACAAACGUGGCGCUCCGGGCGCGCUGGACUAAAUUCCCCAUGUGUUCCAACCUCGUAAUCGCGUUCCCUUUUAGGUGAUUUGGUUCUGUUCCGGUACCCCCCAUUUUUGUUUUCGAUCUUUUUAGGGGGGGAACUUGUCAUUUCUUUCAAAAAUUAUUUUAUUUAUUUUAUCACAGAUCCUUUGCUUUCCAGUAGCAUUCCUUAAGGUCGAUAAAAGUGUGUGUAUCGAAGGCCAAAUUAUUAAUAAUAAUUAAGUAUACGGCCCUUUAAUUUCUUGAAGUGGCUGGGAUUGGCUUUACUUUCGUUUAGCUUAGCCGGGAGAGGUUUUCAUUCGGUAAGCGUUUAGUUUGCUCUCGGGCCGAUCAACCAUACGACGUGAACACCGCAUUUCGUUUUCCUUUUUCUUAAAAAAAGAAGAAAGAAAAAUCGCACUCGCGUUGUGCUGAGCUUUGAGGGGGGGAAACAAAGUGAGACCCUGACACCGUUACCUCGAUUGGUGUGACACCUCGAUCCACUGUCGUCGACGGGAGAAACGGCAAGCCUUCGGCGAGUUUUCACCUAUCUGACCAAGCUCUCCCUGUUUCGUCGAGUGCGAUUACUGUGUCGACCUUCGUUUCCGAAGAUUUCUCUCGGGCUUUCGAGGAGAUCCACCGAUUUGAGACCCGUGCUUCGCUGCGCGUCAACAAGUUCUUGCGUCCCACCACCACCAGGAACCCCGAAAAUAGACCACCACCGCUGCUGAUUUGUGGAAAGAAAAAAAAAAAAAAAAGAAGAGGAGUUGACAACUUUCGGAAGUGGCCACACCACCAUAUAGUGCUCGCCCUACAUUGCCAAGUUCUUCGGAAAGGCACAGGAGUUGUGACCAGGCGAGCCUGUGCUAAGACAUUACUUGGCAGCGUUAUUGCUCUAUAAAGCCAGGAGAUCUGAGAAACUGAGCUUGCGGUCCUGCCUGUCUGCCUACCUUUCUGGAAGCAAGCCGUGUGCGUGCUUGGCCCACUGAAAACGUCGUCGUCCUCUUCGACUUGCCUUUUUUUUUUUUUUUUUUUGCGUGUGUUGUGUUGUCGCCUCAAGGGUGCAUCCGAAGCUCGCUGUCGCACCGUGUGUGUACUAGUGUCCCCGACCACGUGGUGAAGAGUUAGAAAGAAAAAAAACGCAUCUACUAUUCAUUGUGUCCGUGAGUGUCUUAUACGCACCUCGUAUUCUGCACGGAACAACCUUCCUUGCUUUCUUCGUCAUAUUCCUCCUUCGAGGAGAAGACAUCCCUCCUUGGUCGUCGUCGGGUUCUGCGAACACCGCUUACCGGACGUCGUCGAGCCCUUUCUAGACGGGCUACCGACCACCCCCUUUGAAGAAGAGAAAAGGGUCGUUCCGUCUCAUUUUUGGCUGCCUAAAGAGGAAGGAUUUCUGUGGCUGUCGUCUUUGUGAGUCGCUGUGUUUGUGCCUCGCGCCGCCUGUCCGUUCUCUUUUCCGAGAGAAGUGCAAGUUCUUUUUUUUUUCUUAACUUGCUGGGCAAAGUGCAAGAAGAUUCCGAUUUCUGCAGUUUCAAGAAGACCAUCAACUGUGUGAGUGUCGGUGCUUAAAAAAAAAAAAUUGCUCCUUCGCCCAUCAGUUCACAACCAACGGAAGAAACAUCCGUCAAGCUCCCGUAUUACGAAGGAGCUGCUGCUGAGAAAAACAAGGAACUUCCCAGGAGUUGACAUGGCUCAACGGUACGACGACCCGGUAUCCCAUUACGGCGCCGGCGCUGGCGGCGGUGGCGGGGCCACCGCCCUGGAAGGACCCCUCGGCGGCUACGACCCGCAUGGCCGCAUGCAGCCGCUGGCUCACAGCCCGCACCCCAUGAACGCGGCCGCCGCCAUGUACGCCAACCACGGGGCCGCCGGAGCCGCCAAUCACGUGAUGGGCGCCGUGCCGGACGUCCACAAGCGAGACAAGGACGCCAUCUAUGGACACCCACUGUUUCCCCUGUUGGCACUGAUCUUUGAGAAGUGCGAGCUGGCCACCUGUACACCUCGGGAGCCGGGCAUCGCCGGUGGGGACGUGUGUUCCUCCGAAUCCUUCAACGAGGACAUCGCGGUGUUCGCCAAGCAGACGAGGCAAGACAAACAAUAUUACCUUCCCAACCCUGAGUUAGACAGCCUCAUGGUGCAAGCCAUCCAAGUUCUCAGGUUUCACCUUCUAGAGCUCGAAAAGGUGCACGAGCUGUGCGACAAUUUCUGCCAGCGGUACAUCAGCUGCCUGAAGGGCAAGAUGCCCAUCGACCUGGUGAUAGACGAGCGCGACAGCAAGCCCGGGGACCUGGGCGACAACAACAACAACCACAACAGCAGCGGCGGGGGCUCGGGGGGCGGAGGGGGCUCCGGAGGGGGCGGAGGGGGCGGGGGAGGCGGAAGCGCGGGGGGCCGCGGUCACCACAACCCGGACACCACGGGCCACAACAGCACCGACAGCUCCUCCACGCCGGAUCAGGGAUACGGCAUGGAGGACAUCGAACCUGGCCCCGGAGACGACAGUGUCGUCGACGGUCACAGUCCGUUCCGACGCGCAGUCGGCGGCGGUGCGUGGCAGUUCCCCAAGUUCAGCAACUCGUACAACGGGUGUACACAGUUACCAAGUGUACACGAAUACACAUUGGCGCAUGACAAGCAGCAUUGCCAGAAAAUCCUAAGAGACGCGAUACAUACUUCGUCGCUGUCCAAACAGCGGCCCCCCUCGCAGUCCCUGAACUCGUACGGCACAGCGGAUGACGUGCGUUCUCCUACGGGUUCGGCGGGCACUCCGGGACCCAUGCCUCAGCAGCCCAGCUCACAGCAGAGCACCGACAACAACAGCGAAGCGGGUAAAUCGGUGGACUCCUUCAGCCUGGGACUUUCUCCGCACGGCGACGCCAGUGUGGGCUCGGGUGACGGCACGGGCGAGGACGAAGACGAGGACAGAGGCAAGAAGCGCCAGAAGAAGCGCGGCAUCUUCCCCAAGGUGGCCACCAACAUUAUGCGAGCCUGGCUCUUCCAACACCUCACGCAUCCGUAUCCCUCCGAAGACCAGAAAAAGCAGCUGGCCCAGGACACCGGACUCACCAUCCUCCAAGUCAACAACUGGUUCAUUAACGCGAGGCGAAGAAUCGUGCAACCAAUGAUCGAUCAAUCUAAUCGAGCUGGUGGGACGAUAGGAGGCGCAAGUGCGGCGUAUGGACCUGACGGUGGAAUGGGAUACAUGAUGGACGGCAGUCCACAAAUGCACAUUAGGCCACCAGGCAUGCAGAACUUGUCCUGCGGCGAUGCGUCGAUGGGAAUGGGACACAUGGGCGCCAUGGGCAGCUACCCACAAAUGCCCCAACUGCGGUCGCCGACGCAGGCCAUGCUCCUGCCCGGUCACCCGCACGCAGCCGCCAUGAUGAUGGCGCCCAUGGGCCACCCGGGGCUGCCCCCGCAGGGCUCCCCCUACGACGGCCAGCACAUCAUGGACAUCCACGCCAGCUAAAGCCGCGCCGCCUCGUGGCCCUUCCUCCGUGGCUGCCCUCGUCACCGAAUGUCCUCUUGCUCCAAGCUGUGCUGCCUCCGUCCGCCACCGACAGGUGGCGCCACUCGACGGACCGUUUAUCUUGUUUUUUUUUUUCUUACUCCUGUCGUCUGUUCCUUCAAACACACGCACGCACCCGUGCAAUACUGCGUUUUCCGCAGCAGGGUGCGCCCUCUGGCCUUUGUUUUUCGAAACUUCUGCUGUGCUCUUACCGCGAAAACCGCGUUUUAUGUCUUUUAUGUGUUUUUCAUGGCGAGCGCGUGAGUGAUCGUGAGCGACAAAUGUUAUUUCUCUUUAUUGUGUGAUCGUAUUCCUUCUGUGACUGUUCGUUACGUCUUUUUUUGUUUUGCUGUGUUUCUGCUAAACUCCUACAUCUUUUCGUCUUGCACAAUGACUCUGACCGCGUCGUCUGCGAUGGGGAACAGAAGUCACGAAACGCAACUUCGUGUGUUGUGCGCAUGCGUCACUUACAGACGUCUGCUCUUGCGGAGCAAUUGAUUUGCAGAUGAACAAAGCAAAACAAAAUUCACCCACCCUCUAAUUCGCCACUCCGUCUUGUAAACGGGGAAUCAGCUUACAGUGACAGUUGACCUAGUUGGCGAAUCAUUGACAACGCCGUCGUGGUAGUUCCUGACUGGGCAGCUUAGGUCGAUAUGCCAUCUAAUGUUCCAAAGCCGAAGGAACGUCAAAAAAUCGUGCCCGAUAUAUCGCCUAACGCCUAUGUCAAACUCGCCCUCAGUGUUUCGCUGCUUUUUGAAGUUAUCGUAAUCACCAGAGGGAUUGCAGUGAAAACGAAACUAGCCGAACCACUGCAGCUGUAUUGAAAAAAAAAAUAAAAGAAAAAGAAAGCAACGUUCAAAGGACGACCCAGACUCUUUCCUCAUCGCCGACGACUUAGUCAGGCAAGGCAGCAAGUUUCUUCUUUUCUUACGCCUUACGCAAGAAGGAAAUUAUGGCGAAAGGUCAAAAAGGCUUUCCUUUUUGAUCACGCGCAGUCAACUCUCAUAGUCUGCAUCAAUUUUAGUCUUUUUUUUUAAUCAUAACUCUUCAUCUCCGGUCCUGUUGACCUUCGAUCCGAUGCGACAGACUCGUUUCUCCACUCCUGAAGCCGUGAUGAGGCUGCGAACCGGUCGCCGUUUUGCAAUAGGACCGGCGCGAAAAGAAAGAUAACAAAAAAAUGAAAGCAAGAAGUGAGAAAGAACGCGAGAUAAAAAGAAAGAAAGAAAGGCGUUCCGCAAUGUGCCGGACACGUGUAAUGGUUAUCUAAAAAGUUCUCUCAUUUUUGAACAAACGCCAGAUUUGCUUCGAACGAUCACUUUCGGGUUUUCAUAAAAGUUGUCACGCCAGAGCUUUUCGUAAGGGCAUGUGCGAGCCAAUCGUGAUGUUGUACUUAUUAUGAGCGAAGGUGGCUCGCCGAUGGCAAGCAGUUCUUACGAACGAAGAGCUCUUUGAAUUCGUACCGUGGUAUCAUUUUCUGUUGUGUGGCAAUCGUUAGCUGGUCGUCUCCAUCUGCCGCUUCCUAACCGUCUUCAUCAAGGCUUAAGAGGUUAGCUUAAGUUUCUGCUGACUCUUGCUGCUCUAGACUUGCACAUUUAGAUAGUCAUCGUUUCGCAGGUGACCAGAAAAAAAAACAGCUUCUGGUCGAAUGUAGCUGGAGUUGCUCCGCGUUUUGCAAGCGAAAUAUCUUCAGGCAGCAAGCUGUGUCAGCGAAACGGCUACAGUGCAACUAACCUUGAAUGCGUACUAGUGCCAUUCUAAUUCACAGGUGGUUACGAGCUUCCAUUCGCCUAGACACGGCAACGUGUUAGCGCAACCAAGACAGUACCUUUGAGUGCCUACCUCGAAGCUUUAGCGAAGUCCACCAACAGAGUGGUAUCAGGCCUCGAUAACCUUAGCAACACGGCAAGCCGCACCAAUGUCCGCCCAACAAUGGGCUACAUUGGCACCACAUUGGAUCACGUUGGUUAUACACUGGGCCUACAUUGGAUGCACUUUAAGGGCUGCUUGUGAGAUUAAGGAAGCCAUAGAGUUUCAUAGAAUAAUUACUAUAGCGAGCUCUGGUGCUGCGUCAAGAUAGCACCAAAAUUCCUUCUAGUAGUUGUAUGUAUGGAGGAAGAUUUCAUAAGGGUCUUCGUUCAUGUUUACAAGCGUAGUUCGCGACAACUUUUCCACUUUGAUGCGUGUUUGUUUUUCAGUAGAGCAAUGAGGACACCGAUAGUCCAUUGCUUCACAAAGGCUGAGUACGCUCCUCGCAACGGCCUCUGUCGAGUGGUUUGCACAGUCUGUCCUUCGCGUCGCCGCGUCUCGAAGGCCCUAUUUUGUUUUUAGUCGAACACACGACGCCGGCUUGGUGUGUACAGAAGAACAGAAAGAAUAAUGCCGGAGCAGGGUUCACGCGCGGUCUGAGAAGAGUGUGACGAAGACGUGGUCCGAGAUCGGUGUUCUGAGCUGCGCGUUCGAGGUCUAAAAAUGGAGGGUGCGGAUGCACUACUACGACGACAGGCUUAAACUGUCAGAGCCGGAAGUGACGUCAGGAAAAUAUGGAAGAAAGGCUUCAGGCUUUCCCCUUCAACGUCUCUUGGCGUACCGUCGAUAAAAAAAAGGAGUUGCUUCUCGGCGUCGCUAACGUCGUCAGUUAGGUUUCUUUUCAUGCACCUCGUGUAGCACCCCCCCCCCCCCCCCCCGGACGGGUGUAUUCACUGCUGUCGUUGAGCGACCCUCCCCUGUUCGCUAUUGACUCCCGAGCGAGACAAGUUCGCCACAGAAUGCGUGUGGCUUAAAUGUAUGUGAACUCGUGUGCAGUUCGAUUCGCGAGUUCAGAGGAAUCACUUUCCUCCCGCGCGUUCUUUCGCAUUGAGUCGUCGCUGGAGGGCGCUGCGGCUGUCAGCGAUGUUUGCCAAGUUGUUCCCCGUCUCCAGGGGGACCGACCACUGACGCCCUUAAUAAGGGAACACGAUCCCUGCGCUUAUGACGAGCGUGUGGAUUCCGUCGCGAGAAGUGUUUUAACACUCCCUUAGCCCCAUCUGUUGUCGCAUCGUAUUUUGACGGACCCUCCUACUCCACCACACCUGUUUAUCUCGUUCCUCGUAGGAAGAAGUCAGUUGUUUUUUUUUCCCAAUUCAUGAUUCCACCGGUGAACUCCAAGAGUGGCGGCACGGACUGUGCUGCUGAAUACGUCAUCCUUUUUCGUUCGUUCAAACGAGCGUUUCAACCUUCAAAUUUCGAUCUACGCUUUUUUUGCCUACUUCAGCCAUACUCCUUUCACCUUAUCUUAACUUCCUUUCUCUCACUCGCUCUCGUUUUUCUUCAGCUUUUUCUUUUAGUUUUAUGUCCAACGAGGAAAAACAUCGCAUUGCGGCAAGUUGUGCGGGGCAGUGGAUGGCUUCGAUAUUUCAUUUGAGCCGAGGUGUGUCUGAACGUGCGUCGCCACUUUGCAGACCGAAUUGCUCUUUGGUUCCUAUCAUUCUUGAGCCCCCAAAUGAGUCGCAGAUAGUCUAGUAGCCUCCAUCCACUGUGAAGGAAAAUGCACUCUCUUACGUGAUUUUGUAUACUUCGCCUUUCAUUGGCCGCGCAUCGUUCGAACUUCAUGACGAAUUGCUUCCUUUGCCAGGGUCAGUUUUCGUUUUAACUCCACAGCUCUCCUUCAAUGACGGAAGUUACCGAACAUUUUCCCCCCCUUUUUUUUUCUUUUACUGCUGGACGAACAAGAUCGUUACGUGUGACUUCUUUCCACCCACACACAGAGGUUUUACGUUUUUUUUUUUAAUUUUAAAACUGACCCUUUCUUUCUAAGUGACUCGUGUUUCUCUGCGGGAAUUUCAUUCAUCAAUUGUUACGUCAUCCCAUCCGUUUAUUGGUACAGGUCGUGGAUUCUGUCCGGACGAGGCUGUAAGCGUCCUCGGGUCACGUAGCAACGGUGGUUCGAUUUAUUGUUAUUGUUACUUUUAGUUUGUCUUUUCAUGCGGCUAAGCGGCGUGGACGGUGCUACCGUGUAAGAUCCACCUCUGGCGUUCGAGUUUUGAUAGAUGACGUGGUGGCGUUGUGUGCAAUUGCGUGUUGGGUUAUGAGAGCUUUCUGGUUCUCCUCCGCGGCCCUCAUCAUUCGCCGUGCGGUGGCUGUGCGCAUUUCUCGCUGUACGCGGGAACGUUCGCAUCUCGUCACUGUCCUCUGGUUUUGCGAUCAUGCCUCGACGUCUGCCCGUAACGAUUCAGAAGAAGCUCGUCACUGUCUCUAUACAAAGAAAUUGUUGUCGCACAUUCUUUUCAUUUCCAAAAAAAGAAAAUUAUCCGCGCUCUAUCGCAUUGCAGUGAUCACGCUUGUUGAUUCUCAGUGCUUUUUUGGAAUAGCAGCACUUGAUUCAGAACGUCGUGAUAUCUUAUCUUUUCGCACUUUAGUCGUAUCUAUCCGUCUAUCUAGCGUGAGCUGUUCCUCGCAGUUAUAUCUUCUCUGCAAAGCUUUUUCUUCUUACCCUGCGGAAUGAGUUUUAUCGGAACGGAAUGACUUGCACAGGCUGCACCGAUCUUAUCACUUUUUUGUUUAUUCACUGCGCCUGUUCGAGUACUGUAGGCUUCCUUCUUUUACGUCAUCGCAAUUUCACCGUCUUUUGAAAUUUCUAAUCCUUCGAUGAGCACCAUUUCAGCAAUUCUCUAUGUAUUCAUGUUUUUUUAUCCUUACAUUUCGCUUGACUAGAAAGCAAUGACGAUGUCUUCUCGUCGCACUUCUUUCGCGCUUGAAAGAUUCUUUCUGUCUCCUUUAAUUUUUUUUAAUUGUCGGGGGCGUCAAAACUGAUCAUGAUGCAACUGACAAACUGAAAAUACGUAUGUAAAAAGAAGAAACGCGUUAUCGCAAAGAUAAAAGAAGUGAAACAAACGGAUGACGGAGAGAUGCGGGGAGAAAUCUCUAGUUAUAUAUAUAAAUAUUAUAAAUAUAAAUAAUGAUAGUUUAUGAUAUUAUCCAUCGUGGUUGUUGUUCUCUCUGAAUGUCAUAUUUGCCAAGGUACUGCUGUUCACGUGUUGCUGUGGUUUCCCUCUCUCCACUAUUUUUAUUUCUAUUGUAAAUCUUUUCUUUUUUUUAUAUAGAAGCACAUUUCGCACGCUUUUUCCCGCAGUUCUAAAGUUCAACACAUGAAGAGUGACUUUUUUUUCUUCCUGUCGCCAUUUCUAUCUACACUUCUUCAUCGUCUUUCUAUUGUUUGCAUUGUUUGUUUGAUACGGCACUUUGUGAUUUCACAUGCAUUUUUUUUUUGUAAACACCAGGCGGCUUCGCUCUUCCUUUUCAUUUUGAUACACAUCUGACUUCCUCUAUUCCCUACUUUUUUGUACUUGUGACAAAUCUGCGAGCACGUCUAUUCGCGGGAUAUAUUAUACGUAUCUGUAUAAAACGUACAGGCAUCUAAGGAGACUGUAGUUGUAGUAGCAGUAGCUUGGACUUGUGUUCUCUUGAGUAUAAAUAUAUAUGUAUAUUUUUCUUUCUUCUGAGGCUUCGUUACAUCUGUCUUAGGCCAAGCGUUCUCGUGUAGACCAUUCCUUGCGUCCCAGGCCGAGUUUGCGUUUUUACUCAUGUGUAUGUUACUGUCUGCCGUCUUUUUUUUUUUCAGUGUCGUGUCUCGCCGUUCUGUCGUUAACGUGUCGAGCGCGACAGGCCGACAGUCGGUCGACAUCGGCUUCCUUUUCCUCUCUGUUCACCCCAUCGCACUUUUUUUUUUUUUGGUUCAACUCAAAUACCGUUCACACCUGCGGCAUCACAGCCGCUCUCAAACUCGUCAUUAGCGACGCGUCUGACAGUUCCUGCCGCAUUUGUCGGAUCGCUGAUGCACGAAGGUUUUAACCUCCAUGUGGUUUCCUCUUACGCAUCAUCGGCGCGGCGCAAUAACUCCGGCGUUGCCAGUAGUGCGGCAGACGCGCCGCAGGUGUGAACGGUGCCGCGAAUUUACUGAUUUAAGCCUGUCAGCUGGCGUCAUCUAGCGGCCAGUCUUGUCACUUGUUUUUUUUUUCUCCCUCCUUUGGACUCGUAGACUGCUUGUGGUGCGAGUUUCAACAAUACUAUAUAUAUAUGUAUGUAUACACAUAUGCUGCCUACUAAAGCAGUAUAUCCAUCACUAUGAUACACUAUCGCUGUUCUGCGGCGUUCGAGUGGCCGCCCUCCACUGGUGUGGCAGGUUCGGAAUGUCGCGCUGGAGCGCGUGUAACCACAAAACAUUUUUCUCCGUGCCGACGAGGAGACAGGAAGCUAAGUUGGAUGUUUUUUUUUUCUUUCUUUUUUUUUUCGCGCUGGCAGCGCGCUAGCGUCAUUUCUUGGUUCCUUACAUCUGCUGUCGUGAGCUUGGCGCGUUUUAUUAGGAAACUAGCACAUUGCGUAGGGAUUCAGAAAGGGAAGGGGGGGGGGGGGUCUUUGUGCUGGAAUAGCGGCAUAGUGUGGGGUAGAACUGCGGUAGGGUUUGGCUUUGGCUGGCUUUGGCUUCGAGGCAGCGACUCUUCGCUACAUUCGCGCUCAACGCGGGACACGAACCCACGACCGUCAGAUUACGAAUCAGAUGCGCCGUAGAACGACAUUUCUGCAAGUGUAACGGUUCACAGACACGCUAAAAACGAACGAAAAAGUUGGAUCAGGAGUGAAAGAAGAAGCGAAGAAAAUCCAUCAGUGCAGAAGCCCGAAUUUGUUAUUUGACGUCGCAAGCGUCCUCAAGUUGCCCCGCUUCUUCACGGCUCCUUGUUUUUUUUUUUUUGAACUGUUACAGCGUAGCGCUAUCUCUUUGCACGUGCCAUAUAUAGUAUAACCAAGCAGGGAAAACUUGUAGCGUUUAAUUAUCUUCGGUGGACUGGCGAGUACUCGAUGAUUCAGCGCGACUCGAUGUAUACCAUUUUUUUUUUUUGUCUCGCAUCAAACGAAGCUGUAGGCCGUAUACCAACUGAUAUACGCGAACGAAUUUUCCUGUCUCCUCGUCGUCGCGUUAAUUGCAGGGUAUAUUUUCGAGAGUGAGUGCGUAUGCAUGGUUUUUUUUUUUUAAAUCUACACCACCACUAUACCAGCACCGCCGUUUUGUGAAACUUUUUUUUUUAUUUCGCAAAUUGUUUGCCUACUUCAUGAGCUUCGUUGACGUGAUUGUAUCCUGUUGAAUCACUGUUAACUGUGCGCAGGACUCGAAGGAAACCGUCGGGAAAAAGCAAACCUUGUUCUGUGUAAUUUCACUUUGUUCUGUACCUGCAAAUCGUGUGAAAUCUUAAGCCUUUCUAAAGAUGCUACGGUGUCUUACGCUUUGUUCGUCUUUCCCGUAUCUGCUGUGGUGAGUGACAAAGUUUUCAACGCUGGUAAACUUACGACCACCUCUUAACGCUAAAGUGAAACAUUUAAAAUGAUAAGUUCACGUGAGCACUUGCAAUAUAAAAUGCUCAUUGAGCGAGUCUUACUCUUUGUUUUUUAUCUGGUGGUUUUCGAAAAGUGUUUGAAAUUAAUGCAGAUGGUCGAUGUACUUUCGAAUAUCGGCACGGUAACUCGUACUUUUCUGGCAGUCGAAAACUAUGAUAAUAAUAAAUCAAGUACACAUGUGCAUAGCGAGAAUAUGUAUCAGUGUAUUAUAUACGUACGCCACACAGUCAAAUCUUUUUUGCGUAUUUUUUUAUGUUUUUCGAAGCUGUUGUUCCGGCAUGCAAGAGAACAGCGGAAGGGUUUCCUAGAUUUCUCAAAAUUCGUGCGACAGUUCUUAUCAUUAUCUCCUUUCUUAUGUACAUAAAAUUUCACUGGCUCUUGUUUGAAGUGCUUUAAGUGUGAAUGUGACACACCCUGGAGUGUUUGGCACGUAUGGUGUCUUUUUUUUUUUACUUUUUUUUCGUUUUCGUGUCAGAUCGGCUCCAACCUAAUCCGCAUGUGUCCAACUUGCUUACGAAGCAGAAUAGCAGAGAGACCGACAUUUUUCUCGAUCUGUUUGGCAAUGGCCGGCACAUGUGUGUUCUCUCGACUGUUCUAUACGUUCCUUAUUAUUUUGUGAGAUGGUGUGUUUGCGAGGGAAGUCGUGGCACGGCUGUACUAUGCUUCGACUAUGUGGCACGGCUGUACCUAUGUGUGAACUGAGCGUACUAAACGUUUGGUUAGCGAGGAGUCGUUUCUUUUUGACUUGUCCGUGGACACAUUUUUUUUUUGUCUUAGAAACUAUUGCCUCCCCUGCCAUCCACCCACCCCAUUUCUUGGAAGAUGUUGGUGUUUUGUGUGUAGAAGCCCCUACUACUAAUUGUGAAAUAAUAAAGAGUGCAGAAAAAAAACGAGAA